AUGGAGGCGCCCGCCAGCGCGCAGACCCCGCACCCGCACGAGCCCAUCAGCUUCGGCAUCGACCAGAUCCUCAACAGCCCGGACCAGGACAGCGCACCGGCCCCGCGGGGCCCCGACGGCGCCAGCUACCUGGGCGGGCCCCCCGGGGGCCGUCCGGGCGCCACGUACCCGUCCCUACCCGCCUCCUUUGCGGGCCUCGGCGCGCCCUUCGAGGACCCGGGAUCUUACAGUGUCAACCUGAGCCUGGCGCCCGCCGGCGUGAUCCGGGUGCCCGCACACAGGCCGCUGCCCGGGGCCGUGCCGCCGCCUCUGCCCAGCGCGCUGCCCGCCAUGCCCUCCGUGCCCACGGUCUCCAGCCUGGGCGGCCUCAACUUCCCCUGGAUGGAGAGCAGCCGCCGCUUCGUGAAAGACCGCUUCACAGCGGCGGCGGCGCUCACGCCCUUCACCGUGACCCGGCGCAUCGGCCACCCCUACCAGAACCGGACGCCGCCCAAGCGGAAGAAGCCGCGCACGUCCUUUUCUCGGGUGCAGAUCUGCGAGCUGGAGAAGCGCUUCCACCGCCAGAAGUACCUGGCCUCGGCCGAGAGGGCGGCGCUCGCCAAGUCCCUCAAAAUGACGGACGCGCAGGUCAAGACGUGGUUCCAAAACCGGAGGACCAAGUGGCGGCGGCAGACGGCGGAGGAGCGGGAGGCGGAGCGGCAGCAGGCGAGCCGGCUCAUGCUGCAGCUGCAACACGACGCCUUCCAAAAGAGCCUCAACGACUCCAUCCAGCCCGACCCUCUCUGUCUGCACAACUCGUCGCUCUUUGCUCUGCAGAAUCUGCAGCCCUGGGAGGAGGACAGCUCCAAGGUCCCCGCCGUCACCUCUCUGGUGUGAGCCACCAGCGCGCACAGUCGCCAAGGAUCGCCGCCCCCACCUGGCGGGGCGCCCCGGGCCCCCAGCCGGGCUGGGGCGGACCCGAG
This is a messenger RNA of Canis lupus familiaris (dog), 962 nucleotides long. RefSeq names its product T cell leukemia homeobox 3 (gene TLX3). NCBI's taxonomy places the organism in Eukaryota, Metazoa, Chordata, Mammalia, Carnivora, Canidae. Gene Ontology annotation, cellular component: nucleus. Gene Ontology annotation, biological process: animal organ development; regulation of transcription by RNA polymerase II. Gene Ontology annotation, molecular function: DNA-binding transcription factor activity, RNA polymerase II-specific; RNA polymerase II cis-regulatory region sequence-specific DNA binding. The coding region runs from base 1 to 876 and encodes 291 amino acids. The transcript is spliced from 3 exons. The record is from RefSeq and is a predicted model, not a curated record.